This is a messenger RNA of Ectocarpus sp. CCAP 1310/34, 792 nucleotides long. Lineage: Eukaryota; Phaeophyceae; Ectocarpales; Ectocarpaceae. The record is from the annotation of a GenBank genome assembly.
UGUUUUGCGUGCCCUACUGUUUCUCCUUUUUUGGUCCCCCUGUCCUGGUCAUUCUAAGGAUGAAGCUCACGGAAGCCUUCAAUGGCGGCGCUCACGGUAACAUCCACGGGCUGUUGGGCGGGACGUGGUCUCCCGAGGCGGACGAGUACGCCGCGGUCACGCCGUACAUCGUAAUCCCCUUCGUUCACCACGCAUACGUGAGAGGAAACAAAAGCGGCUGCGGCCGUGGCUGGAAGAAAGCGAGGGUGAAGUUGUUAUUCGCGGAAAAGAGGAAAACACGUGGUGCGUAUGCGCAGAUCGCGCAGAAGAUCAUGUGGCGGGAGAACGCCAUCGAGUGCCCAGAGAGCUGCACAUUCGAUCAGGGUUGGAAAGACUGCCAGUGCCAAUGCAGCGAGUCACUCAUGGAAGGGAGGACAGCGGCCGAGUUCCUGGAGUUGGGCGAUGUGAUUGCGACCGGAUACUUCUACGAUGCGGACUACCAAUUAGUCCGCAAGCUGGCUGACUCGGAUGUACGUCUCGGGUCUUCCCUUUGCCGUGUUGUCCACUUUUUUUCGAUGCGGGCGACGCUCUACGCGAAUACAGCGUUCUUCUCCAGGCAAACCUCACCGGCGAAAUAGUUCUAAACACAAGUGCGGCACUUCUCCGUGAGAAAUGAGGCGCGAGUACUCCCAACAUGUUGGCUCCACGCACAUUGUUUUGUUUAGUUCGUAGCGCCGAGAGGACGUAGAGAGUGGUGCGUGGGGACGCUGUCUAUGCACUCGUUCAGAGCGUUUGUAUCGUCGCGUUUUGAUC